Messenger RNA from Manihot esculenta (cassava), 2158 nucleotides. Its product is annotated as B3 domain-containing protein REM14. Lineage: Eukaryota; Viridiplantae; Streptophyta; Magnoliopsida; Malpighiales; Euphorbiaceae. The record is from RefSeq and is a predicted model, not a curated record. The transcript is spliced from 11 exons. The coding region runs from base 275 to 2044 and encodes 589 amino acids. Gene Ontology annotation, molecular function: DNA binding.
GCAAAAAGCCAAUUCCACUGUGUUUCUCUGUGCCAAUGCCAUUCACGAGUCAAAACAAUUGCACAGCUUUCCAUUUUUGUAGUUAGUAAAUCAUAUUUCUCACUGACAAAGCAGAGGAAAGCUAAAACAGCAACAUAGCCAGGAGAAAAAAACAAAGCAAACACUGAGGUCUGAGUUCUGGAGUUAAAUGUGAUGUGCAAAGUAAAGAAAGAUCAAAUUAUGAAGCUCAGAUCAAAGAAAGAUCAAAAUACCAGUUAGCUCCUUUUCUUCUAGUAUGGCAACAGAAAAAAUUCUUUCCAGUAAGCCACAUUUCUUGCAGCCAGUUCUUCCAGGUUUUAAGCAUCAGCAAUUUUCAAUCCCUGUUUCAUUUUUCAAGUACUUGAAGGGACAAAAGUGUGAGAGAGCUAUAUUGAGAGGACGCACUGGGAAGAUUUGGCCUGUGAAGAUAAACAGUAGAAGUUUUGAAGAUGGUUGGAAAGAUUUUGUUGAAGAUCAUGACUUGCAUGUUGGUGAUUUCUUGGUGUUUAGACAUGAAGGGGAAAUGGUUUUUGAUGUGAUGGUGUUUGAAUCAAGUGCCUGUUUGAGAGAAUAUCCUUCCUUUCCUGCAAAAGAAUUUGAUAUAAAAGAGGAGGAAAUAGAAUUUCAAGAAGAACAACUUGCUCAAAAAUCUAGUCCUGAGAAGUAUAACAAGAAGGAGCAAAACAGGACUACCUUACAAGGAAAAGCUGCUACUUCUGUUCAUGAACAACAUUACUUUGUGGUAAAACUGACAUCUUACAGCGCCAAGCGAUGUAAAUUGCAUAUUCCAAUUAAAUUUGCAAGGACACAUGGCCUUUGCAACAGCAAUUGCAAGAUGAUUCUUAUGAAUGAAAAGGGAAGGUCUUGGCCAGCAGUGUCAUGGAACAAAAAAUCAGAUGGUCAAGUUUAUAUCGGACGCGGUUGGACUUCCUUCCGUGAUGCAAAUAAUCUUAAGGCAGGAGAUUCAUUCAUUUUCAAACACAUUGAGAAGCAGAAGAUACCUACAUUUAAAUUUCAUAGAUUCUAUGAAGGGCUGCUGCAAGCAAAUACUGAGGCUAAAAUGGAGCCAACUUAUCAAGAAGUACACGCUGGAUCCUUAUCGAUCCGACAUCACCAUAUUAGUGUUUCUAAGAAGGUAUCUUGCCCUGGAAACUCUGAGAAAACUGCAGAAGAAGUGGAAAAAGAAUGCAGGCCCAGGAAGCCCAAAAAGAAGCAGCAAUGUGCGACUAACUAUGAAGUGAAAGCUAGUUCUUCUGUUCUUGAACAACCUUACUUUGUGGCAAAAGUGACAUCUUAUGGUGCCUGCCGAUCAAUACUGUAUAUUCCCACAACAUUUGCAAGGCUAAACAAUCUGAAUAAUAGACGUUGUAAGAUGAUUCUUGUGGAUGCAAAGGGAAGGUCUUGGCCAGCAAAGUUAUGGCAUAAAACGUCAGAUGGUCGAGCUUACAUCCAUGAUUGGAAUGCUUUCCGUGUUGCAAAUGACCUUCAUCCAGGAGAUUCUUUCAUUUUGGAGCUCGUCGAUAAGGGCGAGAUGCCUGUAUUCAAAAUGAGCAUGAUGAAAGUGAACACUAAGACCGACAGUGAGAUGAUUCAUCAAGAUGGAGAAGCAAGUUCUUCGUCAAUCAGGCAUCCUUAUUUUUAUGUCACUGUGAAGGCAUAUCACAUUCAAAACUCUUACCUACAAAUUCCAAGUGAUUUUGCAAGGAGGAAUGAUCUGAUAGGCAAAUGUUCUGAGAUGAUCCUUACGAAUGAAAGAGGAAAUUCAUGGGUAGUAUCAUUAGAGACAGGUAAGGAUGGCAAAGUGUAUAUAGGAUGUGGCUGGAGCGAGUUUGCAAAAGCAAAUGGCCUAAGAGAGAGAAACAUCUUCAUGUUGGAACUUGUGGAGGGAGGGAAUAAGCCUGCUAUGAAAUUUUAUGGUGUAGAGCAGCGAACAGCAGGGAACAAAAUAUCCUACAAGGACAGUGCUCAAAGGAUCAGUUUUGAGAAUUGUGAAGAUGUUAAACCUAUCAUACAGCAUCCGGAGUAGGCAUUUUUUCAGUUCUCAUAACUCUGGUUAUUGUGUAUGCUAAUUACAAGUACUGAGUACUGACUUCUGUGUGUAUCUGCUUUUCUUUCUUUAAGAGAAAAGAAAUAGUAUUAC